Messenger RNA from Arthroderma uncinatum, 678 nucleotides. RefSeq lists its product as uncharacterized. Bases 1 to 678 code for a protein of 225 amino acids. The transcript has a single exon. The record is from RefSeq and is a predicted model, not a curated record. NCBI's taxonomy places the organism in Eukaryota, Fungi, Ascomycota, Eurotiomycetes, Onygenales, Arthrodermataceae.
AUGGCCUCAUCCAUCGGCUCCUCGUUCAAUCCCAACAUCCCCGUCCUUCGCGUCUAUAACUGGAACCGAUGGAGUCAAUUCUGGAAGAGCAAGCUUGAAAUCUACCAACUCUGGCAAUAUGUCGACCCAUCGUCCGACUCCGUUGUGGACGAAUCUGAAAACCCAAGAGAGUACAGGGCUCUUUGCGACAUUGCAUCUUCGAUGAUGGACUACAUGGACGCAACCUGUCAAGCGCGGAUUAACUCGGCUGAUAGACAACGGCUUCAUGGAGCAGGGGCAGUACGUGAAAUGUGGAAGAUACUUCGCGAUAGCUGCGAUAUUCUAUCAAGAAAAUAUGAGACUCAAGUAGUCGAUAAAUUCCAUAAAGAAGGCUGGAGAAGUGAUGAUACCCUCGCGACAUUCACACAUCGAAUGCGAGGCUAUUGGAAUGAAAUGGCUGGAGCAGAUGAAUGUCCCAGCGGUGAAGGAGCUGUGGUAACUCUGAUAACCAUGCUACCUGAUAAAUAUUCCUUUCUACAACAACGAUUGAUGAGAGAGCGUCGUUUCGACUUUUUAGAUGCCACCGACCUCUGUCUCGUUAUGGCAGCGAACGAAGAGCCGAUGGGUAUCCUAUCUCUUAACGAUGGUACGGCAGGACGCCCACAAAAGAGGCCACGCGGUUUGGAGAGCACUUCAUAA